Molecule: messenger RNA, 3005 nt
Organism: Vanessa tameamea
Lineage: Eukaryota; Metazoa; Arthropoda; Insecta; Lepidoptera; Nymphalidae
Exons: 16
Coding region: 246-2741 (831 amino acids)
Source: RefSeq, a predicted model, not a curated record
UAAUAAUUCUAAAAGCACAGUAGUGUUCAGGAAAUUAAUACAGUAGGCUGGUAAACGGGAAGAUGUUUAUUUCCAAAAUCGUUACGGGUUAUAACAAAUUAUUGCUCGCUCAUCCUAAUUUUUAGUGUUACACUAUUCACAAUGAAUUCUUUGUUGUGUUCAUACUUUACGAAAUACCAAAAAUACAUUUUAUGAUAAUUAAAUAAUCGCUAGCAAAUAAUCUUUAACAAAAUAAAAGAUAAAAUAUGUGUAUUUUUCACUUUUUAAUACUAAAAUUAGUUUUAACUCUUUUCUCAAAUACUUUCGCGAACGAAUUGGAAAAUGAAGAUAAAAUGUACUUGCUGGUUUCUCCCGAUCAACACUCGCGAACGCCUCGCUUGGAAGACUUUUUCUGGACAGGAUCUGGAGAUGGACCACCCCCACCUGACUUAUCCGAGCCAGUGGCAACACCGAGUACACCAAUUGUGCAGACUACGACUGUUCUUGCUACGGUGUACUUGGAUUCAUACCCACCACAAGCGGUGACCGAUAAGUCAAGCGGGGAGUGUAUCCUGAACUGCGAUGUGACACCAGAUAGUCUGGAAACUGAAAUCCCAGAAGACAGACGUUACUGGCUUCUAACAGUCAUUCAAGGCUCCACUCCUGACAGCUUACAGUUACGACUUGCCAGGCUAUAUCAAAAAGCAUUUCUAAGGCAACAAGAACGACAUCUGGGUAUAAUUAAAUCUCUAGACGCACCGACGACGAGAAAGAAACACGAAGUUCAUUCAUUCAUCGUUAAUAAAGAUAACAAAUUCAAUGAUAUAAGUACCAAUACCACCAAAACACCACAAAAGAUGUAUGAUAUACAAAGUUCAAUGGUAAAACUGGAAGAUUUAGCCGUUAACUCAGCGUUAAAAAUGGGAAACGCGGGUAAAAUCGAUGAUUUAGAAGACGUAGAAAUGUUUCCCGCUGAUGACGACGCUCAAUUUAUUUCGACCAAAUCUGAAAUCAAACCGACAAAAUUAGCUGAUACUGAAUCUUGGAUACUAGUUACACCAACGAUUAUACGAAAAAGAAGUGUAGAUGACGUCUUAGAAAGCGAUAAAAAAGAUUUGAUCGAUUUACCGCUUGAAGAGGAACCUAACAAUGGUACAGUGCUAUAUAAAAGAGAAAUCAUUAAACCUGAACAACAACCUCCCGUUCAAGUUCAUAUACAGAAUAUAACCGAGUCGUCGUCGGGCAGCGUGCAGAUCGUGUACGUGGUGCUGGUGGGGGGGCGCGCCGUGCCGGCGGCCGUGGCGGCGCGCGACAUGCGGCUCGUGCGCGACGCCGAGGUGGCGCGCGAGCUGGGCGCCGUCGUCACCACCAAGGCCGAGCCAGCGUACCUGAAGGCUGCCGAGGGUCUGGAGGGCGAGGUGGGUACGGGGGUGCGGGGAGCGGAGCUGUGGGCACUGGCGGUGGGCUCGGUCGCCGCCCUGCUGCUGGUGCUGGCUCUGCUGCUGCUGCUGUGUGUGGCGCGCAGAAAGAAAUCUAUGAAAUCAGCAGCGUCUCUACGAGCGUAUAGGACGGAGAUGAUAAGAGAAGCAGAACGUAAUCAAAUGAAGCAAAUCAACGACGAUAAAGAUACUAAGUUGGUAAGUGUGGUGUCUCCGAGCAGAACGAGACCCAGCAGCGUCCUGUUGCCUAUUUAUAGAGCCGGCAGUGCUUCGGGAAGUUCGUCAACUUCGUCAUCUGGCGUAUCGGAAGUGGCAGCUGCCUUGAGGAGACGCCAGAAGAAACCCCACGCUUUAAGGAUGCCACAGAAGAAAAGAGUUGGUACAACGGACAGUUUGCUGGAAGCAGCCGGGGUCGACAGCUCAGACAGCGGUCAGCGAUCAGCUCCGCCGACACCGACCUCGUAUCUCUCUAUGCCUUCAGUCAGCGCUUUCCCCAGGGGAAAUAUAGUAGAACCUCUCUCCAAAAUCCUGGAACCGGUUUCCGUGAGACAUCUGGAUAUAGAUUCCCCACCGUCCAGCCCCAAGCAGACCAAACUGGGCCAGGCCAAUGUAGUGCCAAGAAGACAAAUGCCAUCACAAUUGGUACGCCUUGGCAGUAUAGAUAAGGACCCUGGAGUUAUCGGACCUCUGGUGUGGGACUUGCACUGCCAGAGAAUUAAAGAUGUAUCCAAGCCCUCCAGCCCAGCUAGAUCUACAGCCUCAGCUUGUAAAGAACCAUCAUCAUCCAGGAUGAGAAGGCGGUUCAACGAGCUGAUGGAUGACGCCUUCACACUCUUCGGGAGUGCAUCCAGUGCCAAUUCCCACGAGACGUUCACAAUCGAUAAACAAGACAGUCAAGAACAAAAUGUGCUGCAGGCGCGCAACCGCGACGUGCGCGUGCCCCACUCGGCCGGCCCCGGGUACCCAGGAGAUAUUAUAGUGGAAACUUGUGUGCGCUCGCUGCGUGACUUUGACUUUUCCAUCACUCUCAUAGUUCAAUGGGAUAGAAAUCCAAAACUACCGCGGCGCGCGCGCGGGAGCGCGGGGGCCGCGGGGGUCGCGGGGGUCGCGGGGGUCGCGGGCGGCGCGGGCGGCGCCCCGCGGCCGCGCACCGCCGCCUGGCACGCGCACGCACACUCUACGCAAAGACUGCCUGGACCGGUUGUGAACACAACUCUGAUCGCCGCUGAAGGGCGCCUCGCUCCGGACGAUCCCGCCCUACCCCUUAUCUCGGCCAUCAAAAGCGAAAUACAACGUAUUAGAGAUAACGCAAAACCAACUUAGAAGUAUUCAUACACUCAUUACACUGAGCUCAAUGACAUUUUAUCUCUAAGCACUCAAGAAAACAGAGUCGGUACACGCCCACUGACGACAUAGUUGUGUUCAUCUUAAUAUAUACUUGUAUAGUAGAUAGAUAACUACUGUGUUAUGCACUAGAUUUAGUCCAUAAUUAAUAUAUAUUCUAAAUAUAUUUAAAAACAGCGACCUUUAAAGCAUCGUUCAAGAAUGUUCACUAAGUGUCUCAUGUUAAUUGGAAGUCAAAGUUGU